Messenger RNA from Striga asiatica, 1067 nucleotides. Lineage: Eukaryota; Viridiplantae; Streptophyta; Magnoliopsida; Lamiales; Orobanchaceae. The record is from the annotation of a GenBank genome assembly.
GAAAAGAAAACCCUAGAAUUCAUAACCUCAGCUCCUUUCUUGCCAAUCCCUCCAAGACCCAGAAUCUAGUUCGUGCCAAUUGGAAAGUAAACAAUAUCAAUUUAUUGAAUAAGCAUCUGGAGUUCUCAGACUUGCGAUCUACAAUCGAACAAUUUGAAGAUCGCAGAAAAUGCACGUGUUGCAGAUCAAACCGCCGGCGAUUUUUAUCCUUGUCGUUCUUGUCACCACCCUCCUCCCGCCAACCGUCCGAUCCAACCCUAAUCCCAUCAAAUUGCCCUCCGAUCAAGCGGAAAAUGACAUCUGCCCUUUGAAUUCCAACCCUGAUGUCUGCCCGGUGAAAUGCUUCCGGCCCAACCCGGUUUGUGGGGUCGACGGCGUCACGUACUGGUGCGGUUGCUCCGAGGCCCAUUGUGCUGGCGCGCGAGUGAAGAAAUUAGGGUUUUGCGAAGUGGGCAAUGGCGGGUCGGGCACCGCGGGCCAGGCGCUGCUGUUGGUUCACAUUAUUUGGCUGAUCUUGCUUGGGCUAUUCACUAAAGCUUAUUAUGAUAUUCUCCAUUUCUUGGCUUGGUUUGGUGAUUUCUCGAGAGCAGAGAAAGAAGAAAAGGGAAGAGAGAAAAGGCUCUUGUGAAAACAAAAUUAUGUAGCCGUGGAAAAUCUGGAAAAUUUCCAGCGCCAUCUCUAGAUAAAUUUCCUUGUUAUUGCAUCAACCUCAUUUUUCCAUGCAAGCCGUGGGUUUUGUAUAUGACCAGAACUAGGUUUAGAUGUCGAUUUUGAUGUCCAGCCUCGGGCAUGAUAAUCCCUUUGAGCUUGGUUUUCUCAUCAUUUUUCGAGUAUUCUGAUAGCAUUUCCACGGUCAUACUAUUGCUUUUAUGUGUGUAUAGGUUUGAUUUUACGUCAGAAAAAUCAAGAAGGAUAUACUAUGGAGAAAAUGAUACUAAUCUUUGGAAAAGUAGGAAGAUGAUGUAAAGAUGACAGAGAAUCCUUUGAAGCCUGUUUUUUUUUCUUCUUUUCUGGUGAUUAUGUCUCUCUUUUUGAGAUACUGGCAAUUAUAAUGGGAUUUUCGAAAU